This is a messenger RNA of Haemorhous mexicanus (house finch), 4807 nucleotides long. RefSeq names its product pleckstrin homology like domain family A member 1 (gene PHLDA1). Gene Ontology annotation, molecular function: phosphatidylinositol phosphate binding. The annotation marks the transcript as partial. Gene Ontology annotation, cellular component: nucleus. The record is from RefSeq and is a predicted model, not a curated record. Gene Ontology annotation, biological process: positive regulation of apoptotic process. NCBI's taxonomy places the organism in Eukaryota, Metazoa, Chordata, Aves, Passeriformes, Fringillidae. The transcript is spliced from 2 exons.
UUUCAACUAAAUAGUGCGGGAACACGCCGAGGAAGGCAAAGGAGCGCUUUCGGGCAUUUGCCGUGUCCUGGUUAUCUCUCUCUAUUAGCCACGGCGGGGAACCCCUUCCCUCCACAGCCGUGCUGUGCCGUAGCCUUGGGCGCGGGGCGGGGAGCCGGGCCGGGCUCGCUGCCGCCGGGGAGCGCAGCCCCCGCCCCGCCCGGCGGGUGGCCCCGCCGCGCCUCCGGCUCCGCUCCUCUGGCCGCGCUGGGCUUCCCCGCGGCCGGCGGGCGGGAGGAGCCGCUCUUUCCGCUGGGUGUCACUCUGGGGUGGGAGAGGCGCAUUCAAAAGCGGGAGGGGAGGGAAAAGCCCGCCGACAACCCCGGCCGCCCGCACCGGCAGCGCCCGCCGCUCGCCACGCCGCGGCACGGGCGGCAGCCGCUCCGCUUCCUGCGGGCCGGGGCGCUCCCGGCCCUCCGCCUCGGAGCCGGCGCCCGGCGGAGAGUGCUCGGCUGGUGCCGCCUGCACCCCGAGCCCAGCCCCUGCGGGCGGAGGCCCUCUAACCCUUCCAGAAGGAUGCUGGAGAGCGGCUGUAAGGCGGUGAAGGAGGGCAUGCUGGAGAAGAGGAGCGACGGGCUGCUGCAGCUCUGGAAGAAGAAGCGCUGUAUCCUCACCGAGGAGGGGCUGCUCCUCAUCCCCCCCAAGCACCCCCCGCCGCCGCAGCAGCAGCAGCAGCCGGCGCCGCCGGCCGAGCCGGCGGCCAAGAUCAAGGAGCUUCACUUCUCCAACAUGAAGACGGUGGACUGCGUGGAGCGGAAGGGCAAGUACGUGUACUUCACGGUGGUGAUGGCCGAGGGGAAGGAGAUCGACUUUCGGUGCGCACAGGAGCAGGGCUGGAACGCGGCGAUCACGCUGCAGAUGGUGCAGUACAAGAACCGCCAGGCCAUCCUGGCCGUGCGCUCCACCCGGCAGAAGCAGCAGCACCUGGCGGCGCCCCACGGGUCGCGGCUCCGCGGCGCCUCCAACUCCGCCUAGCGCAGGUUACGGUCACGGAGCGCUUCCGAGAAGAGGGACAGAGCGCGUUCGUGGCGGACCUGCUCCAGGGGCUCAGAAACUGGGCAAACGCCGGAGGUGCAGGUAGACCGGAGAGAAGCGGCUCAAGAGCCCGAACCUCAGCCAGCUGCUGCUGCUGCUUUGCCGCCCUCGGUGCCGAGAAGCAUUUCAAAUCCAUUAUUUAUGAACCUUGGAAAGGAUCCUUUGGUGCGAUGGGACUUCUAGGAGACAUGAUGUACUGUAACUUUAUUUUAAUCUAUUUUAUUUAUUAGGGUUGUUUUCUUUUGGUUUUGUUUUCCUUUUUAUUUUUUUUUAAGGCUUAUUUGCAAGACAUUUCUGAAUGUAGGCCGUAUCAAAAAAGUAAAGGAAAAAAACAGUAUGCAUGCUAGCUCCCUGAAAGAAUGGAGAAGUUCUGGGUACUUUGACUGUGUGCAAUUUGACCGAAAAGUUAUUCAUUUUUGACCCAAAAUACACUAUAUUCCACCAGCAUGGAAAAUGUGAUGUGUGUUUCAAAAUUGGGCUGAAGCCCGAACUGCAUAUGAAACGUGUUUUCUCUAACGAGAACAACAAUUAUAGUCUGGGCUUAAUUGUUUUUUGGGUUUUUUUAAUACUAAACGUGGUGGAAGAUGAUAAAAAGUUAUUCAUGCUUAGCUAUUGAAAAAAGCAAUGUUGCUUGUCAUUCUGAGAUUAAACCAAUCUGUUUAGUGUAUGAGUGGAAGAAAUCUGACCAACCUCUUUUGUGAUGCUGGAAUCUGAGUUGGAUUCCAGCUGUGUGUGUGGUGUGCUUGCUCCUAGGCUGGUGGGCCAGAGCUGGGAAGUGUUCAUGAACAUUUCUUAGCACCCAAGUUCAGGGCUCCCUCUGCACGCUCAGUUUUCAAGUGAUCAGGACUUUCAACUUGUGUUGCAUUUUCAUGGCGGUUUUUUAAUGUCUUGCAUUAAAGCAGUCUGUAGUUUAAAAUUUUAUGUAUGUUUUAGUGUGCAAAUGGAUUAUUUUGGUCACAGUUUUUAUAAGCUGAAAGUUGCUCUCUAGCUGAGAUGAACUAGAUUAAUUUUGGUGUUUAGCACUGUCAGAUGUUGAGAGAGGCGUGCCAUCUUGCCUCUAAAAACUUGAUGAAGCCAUGAAGUUGGAAAACAAAGGGCUAAUUGCACAGCUGGUGUGUCUUUCUCUGCCUCUUAAAGUUAGCGGGAGUUGGGCUGCCGAUGCUGGCGGGAGAGGGUCGGAGCUCCUUGCCCAGAGCAGAGGAGGGAGUCGGGCAUGGGCAGCCCAACUCUCUAGGACAGGGCCCUCUGACGGUGGCUGGCUUCACCUUGGGUGCUGCUACCGCCCAGAAUCUCGGGUUUAAAUUAAAUGGGGAGGCUGCAAGUGGGACAGAGCGAUGUGGCCCAUUAUCUCUGGUCCAAGGUAAAUUGUCAAAGCCAUGGAGAUAUUUAUUUUAGCUAGUGUGGUGAGGAAAAUGGCUUUUGGCCCCCUUACAAUUUACAUUAAUAUAAACAAAAUCUUUUAAAGCUACACAUCCAAGGCUUUUUGUGUCCAUAAGGUGUAGCUUGACAGCAAGAGCCUUGCAUUCUCAGUGCAAGCUUAUUUCUCUAAGUGUUUAAAGCAAGAAGCUGAAGUGAUACUCAAAGGGAGAUUUUAGAAUUCACUAUGGUGUAUGUCGGUCCCUUCCUCUGCACUCUAGGAUUAAGUUCAGUCCUGUAAGGAGUAAGUUGAGGUCUGUGUUAGCCCUCGUCUUUUGUUCCUUCCCCCACGUGUCAGGGUCACAGAUCUAGACAAGUGAAGCAUGGUAUGGUGCGGAAUCAAAGCCCUGACGAUCCUCUGUAGUUACUCCUGAGUGCUUCUUUUCACCUGGCCCUGGCCAAGGCUGCGUGGUGAACUUGGGGUGGUGGAUUAGAGCUGUCCUAACAAAGUCACUGUUUGGCCAUUAAUUGAAAUCGAAGGUGCCCCGUGUCUUCUAGGUUUAGGUUCACUGGCUUGGCAAUCAUAAUACUCAAUUUCAACUUCUCUGUACAUCUGCCAUUAUCAUUCUGCUAACGCUUGGAUGUUAGAGCUGCAAGGGGAUUCUCUAAUGAGCUAGUCAAAGACUCACAAAAUAGACUGUAAUUUGUAAUUUGGCUCCUCUCUUUAGAGUGAUUAACUGCAGUUUACUGAGAAACUAAUCCACCUUUUCAGGUGUACAGAUGUAUUGCUGAUCUCACCUACUAAAAUACAGUUUAGCCUACUGAAGGAUAAAUGUAACUGAUGAGAAUUAAUUCCUAUUUGAUCAGAGACACAUGUAUUUCUCUGAGAGAGGCAGUUAUUCUUGUCCUCGGUGGAUGCAAGCUUCUAUAUGCUACAAAAGUCUGUGGAUGUAGUCUAAAGCUGAAAUUUUGGUGUUCUUCUGGAAGUACUUGUAUUUUGAAAGCUAAAGAUGAUCAUUUUAGUGAGAAAAUUAACAUGAAGGUAUGAGGAAAUUGUGUUCAUUUCAAAUUUGCUAUUCUUUUUCACUGGUUCAGGUCAAAACCCCACUUUUAGGUUUCUUGUUUUAAGUUGGUCUGAAGGAUGAUCUGGAAACCUUUUGGACUGAUGUAGUUCAACAAACUUUUGUUGCUUGUCAUUGCCUGCUGUGUUACCUGUUUAGAAACUUUGGUGUCAGCCAGCCUCCUAGUGGGAGAGGUGGUCACAUCACAAAAUCUACCUUGAUACCUCCAGCAUGGGUGCGUGGGAUGGGUGUAAGGAUCAAACUUUUUCCUCGUGUCUCCGAACUGUCUCCUAGAAACUGAAUGGGAACAAAUUGGCUGGGGUCCCCUGGGGACAGUUGGACCAUGUGGCUCAUGCUCUGUCAGUAUAAAUAAGGCUAAAUUGUCUGAUGGGGACAGUCUGACAACUUUCUCACGCUCUGAAUUCCAUGGCGUGUGGGGUUUUUAGGGCUUUGGGGUUUUUUUUUGUUUGUUUUGUUGUUUUGUUGUUUUGUUUUGGUUUUUUUCUUGACUGACAGUAAUUUUAGACCAAAAAAUUGUUUGAUGUUAUAAGAGGUACUUCUGGGGUUUUUUUCAUCUUGCUCCUCUAUUACUGCAUAGUCUUCAUUUGAACAUCUGGAUUUAAUACUGUGUGCUACUGCACUGUAAGUAAUGGCUAUGAAAAUAGGUUCAGCACAUCAUGCUCCAUCUUUCUGGAGCUUUGCAGGUAAAUAAAUUAGGUUGUCCUUCCUCUUCCAAAAAAAAAACCCAAAAAGAAAUCUGACAGCACAUGGCUGAAGUAAAUUCAUUACAGAAUAAACAAAAAUGCUGGUAAAACACACACAGGCAAAUGCUUGGUAUAGAUAGCAAAAGUGGGGACUGUAUUCAUAAAAAGGUCAAAAUUGCUUGUUGUAAUUAAAAAAAAAAAAGCAAUCAAGGGGCAGAUUUAGCAAGAAAAUCCAAGUUGUGGUGACCAAGACAAUUUAGGAACUGGGGAAAAAGGAAGAUCAAGUGGAUGCUGUUUCUGUGACAUCCUGAAGUAAUUCUUCUUUUUUAAGGUUCACGGUAUUCAGAUGCCAGCUUCUGAAUUAUAGCUGCAGUGAUGUACGGAAUGUUUUCUAGCAUAUCCUCUUGUGAGCAGAAAUACCAGUGUUGUCAAAAAAAUUUGUGUGUAAAUAUGACUCAUAAAUGAUUUCUGAGAGAUGUGAUUUAUUUUUCAUAUUUUUCAAGAUACAUUCCAUUUCAAAUAAAGAGGUAUCUAUUGAAAGAGCUCUCAAUAUGUUGGAAGAAUGGUUGUUUGGUGGGCUAUUUGUGAUGAUUAAAGCCUGGUCUAAGCUUU